Sphaeramia orbicularis (orbiculate cardinalfish) is the source of this 1717-nucleotide messenger RNA. RefSeq lists its product as uncharacterized. Bases 29 to 1549 code for a protein of 506 amino acids. The transcript is spliced from 5 exons. Lineage: Eukaryota; Metazoa; Chordata; Actinopteri; Kurtiformes; Apogonidae. The record is from RefSeq and is a predicted model, not a curated record. Gene Ontology annotation, molecular function: ubiquitin-protein transferase activity.
GGGUAAAGAUCCGGCUCCUAGUACCUCAAUGAUGGCUGAAGGUCCCGCUUCUAGUACCUCAGUAAUGGCAUCUUCACCUGUUUAUCUGCUAGUUCGUGGGCUUUCGUCGGACAGUGACCAGAAUGGGGAUUUCCAGGUCAUGAAUAGAUCUAAAAUCUUCAAAAGAAAAAGAAAGACUGAGACUGUAGAAGAAUAUCAGGCACCAAAUAGAGAUGAGCCGGACUUCAGUGAUGAUAGCCAUUAUGAUGAUGGAGAAGACACAGUUGAAUGGGAUCCAGAUAUGUCUUUGACAUGCGGAGAUGAUUCAGAUGUUAUAGUUGUAAACAUCCACAACAGUGAAGGAGCAAUUCUGACGACUUUGAGGAAUGACACGUCUCUCCAGUCCUCAGCAACUGAGGAUCCAUUAUGUGAGCCCCAGAUAUCUGAGGAGGAGCUGCAAAGCACUCAGAUUCUCCUGGACACUGUGCUUGAUUCCUCACCUGAAGAUGCCUUGCCUGUGAAUUCAGGAUCCCAAGUCUUCUCGUCAGAUUCACCAGAGGAUUCAGUGGAUCUAGAAAGAAUCAGCUAUGUAUCAGUUCGAAGAGUGGUGGUGGUUAGAGAUCUUGUGCAAGCAUUUAUGGACAACAGCAUAAUGCAUUCAACUGUAAAAAUGAAGUUUGUGAAUGAAAUGGCAGUUGAUGAUGCAGGAGUGUCACGUGAUGUUUACACUGCCUUCUGGGAGCAGUUUUUUGAACUGUGUGAAGGGGAAACUGAGCGAGUGCCUAGAUUGACUCCUGAUUUUGGUGAGGCAGAAUGGCGAGCAGUAGGCCUGAUUUGGGUUAAAGGGUUAAUGGAUCAUGGAGUCAUACCAGUGAUGCUGGCACAGUCCUUUAUUGUGGCUUGCAUUCAUGGAAUUGAUGCAGUUGAUGACAAUGAUCUCAUAACAUCAUUUCUCAACUAUCUUUCUCCCAUUGAGAAGUCUGUUAUUGAGAGAGCUCUGCAGGGCACUUCUGAGCAAUCUGACGAGGAGGACUUGCUAGAUAUAUUCUCAAGAAUGGGCUCACAUACGUUACUUGCGAAAGAAGACAUGCAGCUGGCAAUUAAAACUAUGGCUCAUAAAGCCAUUCUCCAAGAGGCCACAUAUGUCAUCGAUUGCUUCUCUACACAGAUGGCUCAUGUGAAAGUGCUGUUACCUGAUAAAGAAAGUGUAGUGGCUUUGUACGAGUCAAAAAAAACAUCAGGAAAGAAGGUUUCACAGCUGUUUGAGCCAUCGAAGGCUGUUCUUACACAGAUGGAGCAGGUUACAUUUUCUCAUCUACAGCGAUAUGCAAAAAAUGCUGACCAAACCAAGGCAGAGAAACUCCUACGUUUCUGUACAGGAUCUACAGUUAUAGCUGUUGAUAAAAUCAUAGUGUCGUUUAAUAGAGAAACAGGUCUUAACAGAAGGCCUGUAAGUCACACCUGCGGACAGAUGCUUGAAGUGCCUUGUACUUACAGCUCUUACCCAGAUUUCCGUACAGAAUUUGACAAUAUCUUGGCUAGCAGCUGUUGGGAAAUGGAUAUUGUGUAAACAGUGGAUGUUGUUAAGUGGUUAAUUCUUAUGUAGGGCUGUAAGACAGUGCUACCAAACCCAGCUUGAGACCCCUUUGAAGAUCAGGUACAGGGGUGUCAAACUCAUUUCAGUUCAGGGGCCACAUUCAGCCCAAUUUGAUCUCCAGUGGGCCAAACCAUUAGAAUA